Molecule: messenger RNA, 731 nt
Organism: Drosophila obscura
Lineage: Eukaryota; Metazoa; Arthropoda; Insecta; Diptera; Drosophilidae
Gene: E(spl)malpha-BFM
Product: enhancer of split malpha protein
Exons: 1
Coding region: 37-486 (149 amino acids)
Biological process (GO): Notch signaling pathway; sensory organ development
Source: RefSeq, a predicted model, not a curated record
CAGCGUUUCAAGCAACACAACAAAUUUCUUCCAAAAAUGUGCCAACAAAUCGUUGUCGUACCCGCUGCCAACAACAGCAACAACAAGAUGAAGACCAGCUACAGCAUCAAGCAGGUCCUGAAGACGCUCUUCAAGAAACAGCAGAAGCAGCAGCAACAGCAGCAGCAGCAGCACCGCCACCACCAUCACUCGCUGGAGUCCCUCGAGUCGCAUGAAAAUCUGCGCAACGCCCAAGUCGAGGAGGCGUACUAUGCCGAAAUCGAUGAGAAUGCCGCCAACGAGAAACUCGCUCAAAUGGCCCAAUCCCAAGAGAUCAAGAUGAUCGUGGAGGAUGAGGAGGAAGAGGAAGACAUCUAUGUGCCCGUUCGCUUUGCACGCACUCAGGCCGGUACCUUCUUCUGGACCACCAACCUGCAGCCGGUGGCCAGCGUUGAGCCCGCCCUCUGCUACUCCAUGCAGUUCCAGGAUCGUUGGGCCCAGGCCUAAGCAUCACACAACACCAUCAGAAUGCCUGAUCCCUGAUCAAUUAUCAGCUUUAAAACGACUACAAAAUUGUGAUAGCAGCAGCAGCAGCAGCAGCAGCAGUGGCUUUAACUCCUCCCACGCAUCAAACUCAGCAGGAAAACAAUCUCAACUCGGCGAUCCAGCGCUUCCAUUAGAUCUUAAGAUAUUGUGAUAGAAAACAAGAGCUUUAAAAAUAAUCAUAAACAAAAUACAAAACAAAAACAAAA